AUGCAGUUUAUCAAGAAGAAUUCUAUAUCUACUGUAACACCAUUUACCGUUACAAUGUCAAAACAGAGAAGUGGUUCACGUAACACGUCUAUACAUAGUAGACCAUCACAACAUACUAUUAAUAUACCAGCAUCACAUUCGUUGAUGUAUAAAUCAAAAAGUGGUUGUUGUCAACAAUGUUGUACAACAGAAAAUCUAAAAGAACAAGCUUUACUCAUAGCAACUAUUGCUUCGGUUAUCAUUGGUAUUGGUGUUGGAGUUGCUCUUCGAGGUCUAAAAUGUCCUGGAGAUGAAUAUGUUAAUGGAUGUCGUAUUACAAAAGAAGAUAUAACAUAUAUUGAUUUUCCGGGCAAAAUUUUUAUUAAUAUACUUAAAAUGCUUAUAUUACCAUUAAUUGUUUCAAGUAUUAUUUCAUCAUUAGCUCAACUUGAUGCACAAUCAUCAGGAAAAAUGGGUGUACGAGCAUUAGUUUAUUAUUUUGGUACAACAAUUAUAGCAGCUAUUAUUGGUAUUAUUCUUGUAGUAGUUAUUCGACCUGGAUCACGUGGUGUUAGUGUAGAAAAAAAAGCAGCAGCUAAAUCAGCAGAAGCUCGAACUAUUGAUACUGUUCUCGAUUUAUUCAGAAAUCUUUUUCCGGAUAAUAUUAUGGAAGCUGCAUUUCGAUCGGUUGGUACGAAACUUAAUGUAACUAGAGUAGUUGCUACCGGUCUUAAUAAUCAAAGUUAUAAUAAAACACUUUUUGAUCCAAUAAUAGAAAAACGCGAUGGUAUUAAUGUACUCGGUUUACUUCUUUUUUGUAUUUUAUUUGGUGUUAUUAUAAGUCGAUUAAAAGAAAAAGCGAUUAUACUGAAGAAAUUUUUUGAAGCAAUGCUUGAAGUUGUUAUGCAACUUGUACGUAUUGCCAUGUUAUAUAGUCCAAUUGGUAUCUUCUUUUUAAUUGUUGCUAAAAUGCUUGAAAUGGAUACAUUAACAGAUUUCGUUGGUUCAUUAGGUCUUUAUAUGGCAACAGUUUUAGCUGGAUUAUUUAUACAUGGAUUUAUUGUUUUACCUUUAAUUCUUUUUAUUAUAACACGUAUAAAUGUUUUUAAAUAUAUACGCGGAAUGAGUCAAGCAUUAGUAACAGCAUUUGGUACAGCUAGUUCAUCAGCAACAUUACCGGUAACAUAUCGAUGUGUUGAAGAAAAAAAUCAUAUUGAUCCAAGAGUUUCACGAUUUGUUUUACCAGUUGGUGCGACAGUUAAUAUGGAUGGAACAGCUUUGUAUGAAGCAGUAGCAGCUAUAUAUAUUGCUCAACUUAAUGGUAUUCCAUUGAAUUUUGUUAAAAUUAUUGUUACAAGUUUGACAUCAACAUUAGCAUCAAUUGGUGCUGCAAGUAUUCCUCAGGCUGGUCUUGUAACAAUGGUUAUUGUUCUUAAUGCACUUGGUUUACCAUCGGAUGAAGUUCGAACAAUCUAUGCUGUUGAUUGGUUACUUGAUCGAUUUCGUACAGCAAUAAAUGUAUUUGGUGAUUCAAUUGGUUGUGCUAUUGUACAACAUUUAUCACGUCAUGAAUUAAAAGCACUUGAUAAUAAAGAAAAAAUUGCUAUUCUCAAUGGUAUCAAUGACUCACGUACAAUUGUUCCUCUUAUUGUUCCAUCAAAUCAAAGAGUAUCGAUUGCAUUUGAUAAUCCAACAUUUAUAGAUCCACAAGGAACAAUCUCGGAUACUGAUGAUGCUGAUGAUAAUACAAAACGAACAGCUUUUUAA
Adineta steineri is the source of this 1746-nucleotide messenger RNA. The record is from the annotation of a GenBank genome assembly. Lineage: Eukaryota; Metazoa; Rotifera; Eurotatoria; Adinetida; Adinetidae.